Molecule: messenger RNA, 1346 nt
Organism: Phyllostomus hastatus (greater spear-nosed bat)
Lineage: Eukaryota; Metazoa; Chordata; Mammalia; Chiroptera; Phyllostomidae
Gene: HAVCR2
Product: hepatitis A virus cellular receptor 2
Exons: 7
Coding region: 282-1115 (277 amino acids)
Source: RefSeq, a predicted model, not a curated record
GUCGGUACGAACAGAAUAAAUGUCAGAGCCCCCACAGGAUGUGUGUGGUGUGGCAUGGCAGAGAACCGGAGUUUCCUUUGAUGUGACGGUAUGCUUAACCGCAUUAAUAGAGGAAUGCUCAGUAGUCUGACGUACUGGUUGCUGGGCUAGCCCUCGGUGAAGUGGCCGCCGCUCACGUGAUUGUGGAGUAGAGACGCAGGUGAAGGAAGUAUCCAGUUCAGUUGGAGAGUUACAACGGCACAUGAACAGAGCCAUUCCUGGACUUCUCUUCUGCAGAACUCAUGUUUUCACAUCUUCCCUUCAACUGUGUCCUUCUGUGGCUGCUACUGCUUACAAGGUCUUUGGAAGGAUCACACACAGCCAGAGUGGGCCAGAAUGCUCGCCUGCCCUGCAACUACUCUCCACCCACCCCUGGGGAUCUCGUGCCUAUGUGCUGGGGCAGAGGACCCUGUCCUAUGUUUCACUGUCAGGGUGAGGUGCUCCACACUGACGGAAGGCACGUGACUCAUCGCACAUCCAGCAGAUAUCAGCUAAAGGGGUAUUUGCACACUGGAGACGUGUCCUUGACCAUAGAGAAUGUGACUUUAGCUGACAGUGGGACCUACUGCUGCCGCAUCCAAUUUGCAGGCCUACUGAAUGAUAAAAAAGUAGACCUGCAGUUGGACAUCAAACCAGCCGAGGUCACCCCUGCCUGGACCUGGUGGAGAGAUGUCACCACAGCCUUUCCGAGGACGUCCACCACUGAGCGACCUGGCUCAGAAACACAGACACUGGAGAUCCUUCAUGAUAAAAAUCAAACACAGAUAUCCACAUUGACUAACAAGUUACAAGACUCUGGUGCGACCACCAGAAUGAGCGUCUACAUCGGAGCAGGGAUUUCGGCUGGGCUGGCUCUGGUUCUUAUCUUUGGUGCUUUAAUUCUCAAAUGGUAUUAUCACAGGAAAUGGGAGUUACAGAAUUCAAGGCUCGUCACGCUGGCCAACCUCCCUCCCGCAGGGUUAGACAACACAGUAGCAGAGGGGAUGCGCUCAGAGGAAAACAUCUAUACGAUCGAGGAGAACGUGUACGAGGUAGAAGAUCCGUCGGAGUACUACACCUACGUCAGCUGUAGGUAGCGAUCCUGACAACGUCUGCGUUGCCACUCUCCUUCGCCGUCACACCCAGCUUCGUUCUUGAGCGUGGGUCGUCCUCUCGGGAAACUCUGACAUGUGUCAGCUGAUGGGCGUUCAGUGUCCUCCACGGCUACUGAGCACCCUUUUCCAUUUUCCAAAGACAAUGAGCCCACCGAGGACGGGCCCCCGCCCUGCACAACACUCGGGCCUGUCACAGCAUUAUUGCCUCUGGCC